AUGCCGAAUUAUGCAAAGUUCAUGAAAGACCUUCUAUCAAAGAAACACAAGUUGAAGGAAUGCGAAACAGUGGCCUUGACAGAGGAGUGCAGUGCAAUCAUCCAGAAGAAACUUUCUCCCAAGCUGAAAGAUCCAGGAAGCUUCAGUAUUCCUAUUGAAAUAGGAAACAUUGAAGUUGGAAAAGCAUUAUGUGAUCUGGGAGCAAGUAUCAAGCUGAUGCCACUAUCUAUGUGCACUCUUGGAAUCAAGGAGCUCAAGCCUACUACCGUUUCUCUCCAGUUAGCUGACAGAUCGAUCAGACGACCAGAUGGGGUAAUUGAGGAUGUUUUAGUUAAAAUUGACAAAUUUAUCUUCCCUGCAGAUUUUAUAGUUCUGAAUAUGGAAGAAGACAUCGAGAUUCCCCUAUUAGUUGGAAGGCCAUUCUUGGCCACUGCAAGAGCAAUGAUCGAUGUGGAGCAAGGAAAACUGAUGCUGAGGGUGAACGAAGAAACAGUCACCAUUGACGUCUUCGAAUCAAUGAAACAUCCAAUAGACGGAGAAGACUGUUUUAUGAUAGACAUAAUACAAGAAGCAAUUGAUGAUGCUAUGAAAGAGGAUAGUUCCCCUCUUGAGUUAGAAUAA
Messenger RNA from Gastrolobium bilobum, 621 nucleotides. RefSeq lists its product as uncharacterized. Bases 1 to 621 code for a protein of 206 amino acids. The record is from RefSeq and is a predicted model, not a curated record. The transcript has a single exon. Lineage: Eukaryota; Viridiplantae; Streptophyta; Magnoliopsida; Fabales; Fabaceae.